Molecule: messenger RNA, 4037 nt
Organism: Paralichthys olivaceus (Japanese flounder)
Lineage: Eukaryota; Metazoa; Chordata; Actinopteri; Pleuronectiformes; Paralichthyidae
Source: RefSeq, a predicted model, not a curated record
UGCUCUGCCGGUCCUCGCCUCCCUCAGCCUGACUGUCUGUCUGCAGGAGCAGGCUUCUCCACCGACAACUUCAGUCUGAGCUGCCCGGGCUGAGUGGACGUGUGUACGGAUGGUGGACGAGCCGCUCACCUGAACCAGCUCCGGUACUCGUGCUCUGCGGCAUGAACCACACCUGGGAAACGUAGCUACGUGUAUUUUUUUCUUGUUGUGGCUCAAGAUGAGAGUUGUUGCAUCGACAUGACUGUGACACCAUUACGUUGCAUCAGUCAGCGUGAUUUGCUAUGGUGAUACUACAAGCUAACGCCGAGCUAGCAGAGGGAUUGUUUUGGGAGAUACCUUCUUUUGAAACAAGCUCACACGGCGACACAUGAAUUAGUGACUUUUCAGUGAUUUUCUUUCUUCACGCUGGAACACAGAGGGGGAUGUCUAACCAAGGGGUGAGGAGAAAUGGCCCAGUGAAGCUGCGGUUGACAGUCCUUUGUGCAAAGAACCUGGCAAAGAAAGACUUCUUCCGGUUGCCAGAUCCCUUUGCCAAAGUGGUGGUGGACGGUUCAGGACAAUGUCACUCUACAGAUACUGUGAGAAAUACGCUGGACCCAAAGUGGAAUCAACAUUAUGAUCUAUACAUUGGAAAGGCAGACUCCAUCACCAUCAGUGUGUGGAACCACAAGAAGAUCCACAAAAAGCAGGGCGCAGGUUUCCUUGGCUGUGUCCGCCUCCUGUCCAAUGCCAUCAACAGACUAAAAGACACUGGCUAUCAGAGACUGGACCUGAAUAAGCUUGGCCCCAAUGACAAUGAUACUGUGAGAGGACAGAUAGUAGUAAGUCUUCAGUCCAGGGAUCGCAUCGGGACAGGAGGGCCAGUGGUGGACUGCAGUCGUCUGUUUGACAAUGACUUACCCGAUGGGUGGGAGGAGAGGAGGACAGCUUCUGGAAGGAUACAGUAUCUGAACCACAUCACACGUACCACACAAUGGGAGAGACCUACCAGGCCAGCUUCAGAGUACUCAAGUCCAUCAGGGCGUCCACUGAGCUGCGUGGUGGACGAAAACACACCAGUGAUGACACCCGUCAAUGGGGCAGAGGCCAGUGUCCCACCAGGUGAACAGAGGAUCCAGGAAAGACGGGUUCGAUCACAACGGCAUCGUAACUACAUGAGUCGGACACACCUGCAUACACCGCCUGACCUCCCCGAGGGUUAUGUCUGCAGGCAUUUAUACCUGGACUUGAGUAACGUGAACUGUGAGGAGCUCGGCCCACUGCCUCCAGGCUGGGAGAUCAGAAACACAGCCACCGGCCGCGUCUACUUUGUUGAUCACAACAACCGGACCACACAGUUCACAGACCCACGACUAUCUGCCAACCUGCAUCUAGUACUCAACCCAAGUUCCAAUGGUUCCCGUGUGGCCAUGGAGAGCCAAAACACUAACCUCAGUCAUCCGCCUCAGUUGAAGGACCAGGGUGGUCCUGGGGCCCCCCAGCAAGCUCUGUCGCCAGCACAGUUACCCGAAGAAGCAGAGUGCCUGACAGUGCCCAAAUACAAGAGGGACCUGGUGCAGAAGCUGAAGAUCCUGCGGCAGGAACUGUCUCAGCAGCAACCCCAGGCUGGCCACUGUCGCAUCGAGGUCUGCCGUGAGGAGAUAUUCGAGGAGUCGUACCGACAAGUGAUGAAAAUGCGUCCAAAGGAUCUCUGGAAAAGACUGAUGAUCAAGUUCAGAGGAGAGGAGGGACUGGAUUACGGUGGGGUAGCAAGGGAAUGGUUAUACCUGCUGUCCCAUGAGAUGCUCAACCCAUAUUACGGCCUGUUCCAGUAUUCCAGAGAUGACAUCUACACUCUGCAGAUUAAUCCUGACUCUGCCGUCAACCCGGAGCACCUUUCGUACUUCCACUUUGUGGGUCGCAUCAUGGGAAUGGCGGUGUUCCACGGCCACUACAUUGAUGGAGGCUUCACUCUGCCCUUCUACAAACAGCUGCUGGGGAAACCCAUCACGCUGGACGAUAUGGAGUCUGUCGAUCCUGAUCUCCACAACAGCCUCGUCUGGAUCCUGGACAAUGACAUCACUGGCGUCCUGGACCACACUUUCUGUGUGGAGCACAACGCCUACGGAGAAAUCAUCCAACAUGAACUGAAACCUAACGGCAAGAGUAUCCCUGUCUCAGAGGACACCAAGAAGGAGUACGUCAGGUUGUACGUGAACUGGCGUUUCCUUCAUGGCAUCGAGGCUCAGUUUCUGGCCUUGCAGAAAGGCUUCAAUGAGGUUAUACCUGAACACCUUCUCAAAGCCUUUGAUGAGAAGGAACUGGAGCUGAUAGUGUGCGGCCUGGGAAAGAUCGACAUCUCAGACUGGAAGUCCAACACCCGUCUGAAGCACUGCACCCCCGACAGCAACAUCGUGAAGUGGUUCUGGAAAGCCGUGGAGUCGUUCGACGAGGAGAGGAGGGCUCGGCUGCUGCAGUUUGUCACUGGCUCAUCCAGAGUCCCGCUGCAAGGCUUCAAGGCUUUACAAGGUGCUGCAGGACCAAGACUCUUCACCAUCCAUCAGAUCGAUGCCAACGCCAACAAUCUGCCCAAAGCUCAUACCUGCUUCAACCGGAUUGACAUUCCGCCCUACGAGAGCUACGACAAGCUGUACGACAAGCUGCUAACGGCUAUUGAGGAGACGUGCGGCUUUGCAGUGGAAUGAGAGACGCAUAGGAGAGUGUGUUUGUGCAUGAACAUGUGUACCUGUGUGCCAGACUCUGAUAGAUUUAUUAUUGUAAUUGCGACAUGCCGACGGGCUCACUGUGAGUCGGACACGUUUAUCUUUGACCAGCCUGCAGUCUUCCUCUUAUCUCACCGCUGUCCACGUCACGUUUGAACAGCUGCUAGAAUCAUCACAUCCUUUUUGUCUUAUUUGUUAAUGUUUUGGUGUCGAUCAUGUGAAAUACAGAGAGCAAAUUAAGAGCUGCAGCGAUUCCUAAAUCAAUUUUCUUAUCACGUGGAGUGGACAGACACUCUGUCUGGUCACCUUACUUUGAGUCUAAUCAUAUAAGGAAGCAGAUUAUCAACUUACAGUUCGAGUGUUUUAAAAAAAAUGAGGCAUUUGAGGAAGUGAGGCUCUAUUUUUUGUUUUGCAUUUUGAGCUGAUUAAAGGAUCCUUGUCAUGCUACUGAAUAUGUAACGUCGCUGGUAGCCAGAUCUUGCCCUAAGUAGCCAUGUCAACCUCAAACAGUACAGGUUGCCACCAAUUCAUCCUACCUCAGUAGAACGCUUUGACAUGUGACGGGUUUUAUUCCAAAAUGAUCUCCAUCAUUUGUUGACUGCUCACAUCAUUCCCAUCAGAAUAGAACAAUGUUUCAUAAUUAGUUCAAUUUAUACACCAGCAGUUAUUUUGUACCUGUUAAAACAUAGAAUAAAAAUGGUAAAUGUCAUUUUGAAAUGAAACUCUCACAGACCCACUCGGCUGCACAGCAGGUCUUAGGUCUUGUGGCGUUUUCGAGUCGAGCUCGUGGUAUUUGUUCAAAGAUGAGAGGAUGACGGACUCUGGUGAAGAAGAAUAAGAAGGAGGCUUAGAUCUUGUUUUUUCAAUCCUGAAUCACUGCACACUUUGGCCACAGCUCUCGUAAACCUGUGUGUGUCUGUGCGUUUCUGCAUGUUUACACAAAUGUACGUAUGUGUGUAAGGAAGGUAGACAUUUUGUAAACGAGCUCCCCUUCACCUCUGCUGACACGGUAACCUGUGUAUGUCACCGUGAAGCUAAUUGAACCUCACAGUUUGAUUCCGGUUCGUCUUCCUUUUCUCCAGCGGUUAAAAGUAUGCAUGUUUUUCUUUUUUUUUCUUUUCAUUCUAUCCAACCCAGUGUAGCUCAAUACACUUCCUGCAGGAUCAUAAGUGCAGGGCACAUCCGUCGUCGGGACAGGCGUCAUUAAAAAUCCUUUAAAGGUGGACGUCUCUUUUCAUCAGUUGAAUAAAGCAGAAGUAUUUCUUUUCUCUCUCAUGUCACUUUAGAGCACUUUACAAACUCAGCAGUGAUGUCAGGACGGCUUUCUUCACCUUA